Clunio marinus is the source of this 1481-nucleotide messenger RNA. The record is from the annotation of a GenBank genome assembly. NCBI's taxonomy places the organism in Eukaryota, Metazoa, Arthropoda, Insecta, Diptera, Chironomidae.
CGAUUUUGGCGGCUGCGUUGAGUUUGUUUUAGGCGGCUAGACUGGGCUCACAACCUUUGCAGCCAUAGAUGAAAAUCUUGCAAUUCUAAGUGAAAAAAUUUAAGUUUUUUAAAUCUAUUCUUAUUACAAUGAGUAAUUCAAUUGAUUUUAGUAAGUAUAAACUGUCAGAUGAGAAAACUCCAAUCAAUGAGCAACUGACAGCGCAUUAUAAAAGGUCAUAUGCGUUUUACACAAUAGCAACAAGAGUACCUAUCAUAAUCACCAACAUUAUCGAUCAAUUAACAAGAGACAAAGAGAAAAUCAUUCAACGUUACGGAGAGCAUUGUCGAGACGAGUUGAAACAAUGCAUUGGAGAAAUCUCGAAACUAAAAUAUGAGCUUCAAACUGAUAAAAAAAUGACGGAGAUUCCCGGUGAUGAGAGUGACCAAUAUGAAUGGAAUCGUUUACUCAAAGAGAUCGAACCCAACAAUAGCUACUUUUCAUCUGUCUGGCUCUAUGCUGAAUGUUAUGUUUAUCGUCGUCUCAAAUCAAUUUUCGAUGAAACAAUUUCAUUCGGGAAUUUUGACUAUUUUGAAGUCUCAAAGAAAUUGGAAUUGAGUCAUUCGAUGGCAAAUAUUGCUCGUGUCCUAAAAUCUGUGAAUGAUUUCAAUAACACUAACUCUGGUCAUGAGAAACUCGGUAAUUUCUUUCGAAAACUACUCAAGGUCAACUUAUGGGGCAAUCGCAACGACCUUAGCAUCACCUUGGGCCAAGAAAUUGAGGUCUCUGAUAUUGAUCCGCUCGCAGAUAUAGAAGAAUACAACAAAGAACUGUUGGUUGAUCAAACAAUUGAUAUUUGGAAUUGCAUAAAGAUUGAAAGAAAUGACGAGAAAAUUGUUUCGUUCAUUAAUGACAAUGCUGGUUACGAGCUGCUUUGUGACCUUGUUCUAGCUGAUUUUAUUAUUCAUCAUAAGCUUGCAAAGAAGAUUCGUUUCUAUGUGAAAUCAAUCCCUUGGUUUAUUUCCGACGUUCUUCCAACUGAUUUUAGAUAUACACUCGAUGAACUUAGGAAACACGACAAGGAAGUUCUUAGAGAAGCUGGAAGCAGAUGGGAAAGUUAUCUUCGUGAAGGAAUCUUUGAACUUAUCGAACCAGCUCAUAUGUUCUUUACAUCGCCUUUUGAGUACUACAAGAUGGAAAAAAUUGCACCUGAACUGUAUCACAAUAUUGCUGAAGCUCAUCUUGUCAUCUUCAAAGGUGACCUUAAUUACAGAAAGCUAUUAGCUGAUACAAAUUGGGAUACAACCACCGAAUUUCGAACAUCGCUUUCUGGCUUUGAACCAACCAAUUUAUGUGCUUUACGUACAAUCAAAGCCGAUCUUAUCUCAGGCUUACAACCUGGAGUAGCUGACAGACUUUGGGAAGAAGAAGGAUCGAAAUGGAUGAGUACAGGAAAGUACGGAGUCAUUCAAUUCAUUCACAAACGAGUCUUCACACAAUAA